This is a messenger RNA of Cavia porcellus (domestic guinea pig), 1360 nucleotides long. It is a transcript of the gene Htr1b, whose product is annotated as 5-hydroxytryptamine receptor 1B. Gene Ontology annotation, biological process: adenylate cyclase-inhibiting serotonin receptor signaling pathway; chemical synaptic transmission; bone remodeling. Gene Ontology annotation, cellular component: dendrite; plasma membrane. NCBI's taxonomy places the organism in Eukaryota, Metazoa, Chordata, Mammalia, Rodentia, Caviidae. Gene Ontology annotation, molecular function: G protein-coupled serotonin receptor activity; neurotransmitter receptor activity. The transcript has 2 exons. The record is from RefSeq and is a predicted model, not a curated record. Bases 5 to 1174 code for a protein of 389 amino acids.
AACCAUGGGGAACCCUGAGGCUUCGUGCACCCCACCGGCGGUCCUGGGCUCCCAGACUGGGCUGCCGCACGCCAACGUCUCUGCGCCUCCCAACAACUGCAGCGCACCGAGCCACAUUUACCAGGACUCCAUCGCCCUGCCCUGGAAAGUGCUGUUGGUUGUGCUGCUGGCGCUCAUCACCUUGGCCACCACACUCUCCAAUGCCUUUGUGAUCGCCACCGUGUACCGCACGCGAAAGCUGCAUACCCCCGCCAACUACCUGAUCGCGUCCCUGGCGUUCACCGAUCUGCUCGUGUCCAUCCUGGUGAUGCCCAUCAGCACCAUGUAUACGGUCACCGGCCGCUGGACCCUGGGCCAGGCACUUUGCGACUUCUGGCUGUCGUCGGACAUCACCUGUUGCACCGCGUCCAUCAUGCACCUGUGCGUCAUCGCCCUAGACCGCUACUGGGCCAUCACGGACGCUGUGGGGUAUUCGGCAAAGAGGACGCCCAGGAGGGCGGCGGGCAUGAUCGCACUGGUGUGGGUCUUCUCCAUCUGCAUCUCGCUGCCGCCCUUCUUCUGGCGCCAAGCCAAGGCCGAGGAAGAGGUGCUGGACUGCUUAGUGAACACAGACCACGUCCUCUACACUGUCUACUCCACAGGGGGUGCCUUCUACCUGCCUACCCUACUCCUCAUCGCCCUCUAUGGCCGUAUCUAUGUGGAGGCGCGCUCCCGCAUUUUGAAGCAAACACCCAACAAGACCGGUAAGCGCCUGACCCGAGCACAGCUGAUAACCGACUCUCCCGGUUCUACGUCUUCAGUCACCUCCAUCAACUCCCGGGCUCCCGAGGUGCCCUGCGAUUCCGGGUCUCCUGUGUACGUGAACCAGGUCAAAGUGCGAGUUUCUGACGCCCUGCUGGAGAAGAAGAAGCUCAUGGCCGCCAGGGAGCGCAAAGCCACCAAGACGCUGGGGGUCAUCCUGGGAGCCUUUAUUGUGUGCUGGCUGCCCUUCUUCAUCAUCUCCCUGGUGAUGCCCAUCUGUAAGGAUGCCUGCUGGUUCCACAUGGCCAUCUUUGACUUCUUCACGUGGCUGGGCUACCUGAAUUCCCUCAUCAAUCCCAUCAUCUACACCAUGUCCAACGAGGACUUCAAACAGGCCUUCCAUAAAUUGAUACGCUUUAAGUGCACAACCUGACUUGCCCAAUGCAGUGGGGUCGCCCAAGCGACCUUUGGGGACCAAGUUGGGUCUUUCCACAGGUUUCUGCCUUGCUAUUUGCAGCUGCCAUAAACUGAGGCCUCAUCAUGCCAUCCUGCUUUGGAGCCAACCCAGUAUGGACUAAAACCUCCAAAAAUUGUAAGAAAUAAACCUUUCCUUUCCCAA